CGGGGGAGGGGCGGGUUUGAGCGCCAAAAGAGCGGGGCGUCGCGAGCGUUUUCGUCCGUUGGUGGCGGUUGGCGCCGCUCUCUGACUGGAGCAGCGCUCGAGACUGAGGCUCUGUCUGACGAUGUGCUCCCUGGACCUGUUUCCUCCACCGCUCUGUGAGGGUCACAUCACCCUGUACGAGCUGAACAACGAGCUGGUCAGUGGCUUGCAGAAUGACGAAGAGGUUUACAACUUUCAGGCCCAGACAUUGGGCUUUCCGUCUGUGCUCAUUCGAAAAGAGUCUCUGAAGCCUCAUUGCCGCCUGGAGCACAGCGCCAAAGCAGCAUUCAUCCAUCACCGUGAGCCUGUCUGGAAACGCAGUGCUAAUGCUUGGCAUGAUUCAGGACUUUACGGAUUACUAGAUGAAAUAACUAACUCGCCUGAUGAAGUGCCCAAAUGGCUCAAGGCUUUGUCCUGCUGUACCCUGGCUGUGGCCCGCUGGGCCAGAGCCUUUCACGGUUCAUUGUCGCCCCACCUCAAGCUCAGCAGCGAGAACAUGGUGGCAAAAUUCUCCCAGGUAACCGAUUGGACGGGGUGCUCUCUGCGUGCCUUUGCCUGGCAUCCGCACACUGAUAAGUUUGCAGUGGCUCUGCUAGACGAUUCCAUCCGUGUUUAUAAUUCUCAAAGUGAGACGGUACCGACACUGAAACACCGGCUGCAAAAGAACGUAGCAGCGUUGGCGUGGAAACCCCUGUGUGCCUCUGUGCUGGCUGUGGGAUGCCAGAGCUGCAUCCUGGUCUGGCAGGUAGAUCCCACCUCCCUCUCCACCAGGCCUUCCUCUGGCUGCGCACAUGUUCUCUCUCACCCCGGCCACUGCCCUGUGACCUCGCUUGCCUGGUGCCCCAAAGGAGGGCUGCUUCUGUCUGCAUCACCAGUCGACACUUCGAUGCUGAUUUGGGAUGUCGCCACUGAGAUCUGUGUGCCAUUGCAGCGAGUUGGAGGUGGAGGGGUCACGUAUCUAGCCUGGUCCCCCGAUGGAAAUCGAGUGCUGGCCACCACCCCAUCUUCAGUCUUCAGGGUCUGGGAAACUCGCACGUGGACCUGUGAGCGUUGGCCGACACUGAAUGGGCAGUGCCAGACAGGGUGCUGGAGCCCGGAUGGGACCCACUUAUUGUUCACAGUGGAAGGCGAAUCUGUGAUUUAUUUACUGACGUUCUUGGACACUGGGGAAUUACUGGGAAAAGUUGGGGGCUCAAAAACAGCUUUGAUUUGUGCUGACUUAUCCAAGACUACCUUUGAGAUCGAGCAGGCUGAAAUUAGGGUCGGAGGGGAGGUGCAGUCUAUGGUGUGGGACCCAAGCGGUGAGAGACUUGCAGUUAUUCUCCGAGGUGACCCAACUAAUGUAGAAAGCAAAACCUUAGUUGCAGUCUUCAAAACCAACGUCAGCCCUGUGUUCGAACUCCUGCCCUGUGGUUUUAUUCAGGGCGAGAUUGAUGCUGAACCGCAGUUCCUCAGCUUCCAUCCCAACUUCAAGAAGGGAGCCCUGCUCACUGUGGGUUGGUCGACUGGCAGAAUCUCAAAUAUCCCUUUUUACUUUGUAAGCGCUCAGAUGUCCCGGCCAAGCCCUGGGCGCAGCCCUGCCUUGUUCCGGAGUAAUGGCAGCUCGUCCCGAGAACUGUUUUCGGAGUUGUGAUGGAACUGGAGUGGAGAGUGAGACCGGGGGUCCAGAUAAGGGCGGCAGAUAUCGUCUUCAGAGUUGGGGCUUCUUAAAUGGGGGCGCGGGGAAAUGGUCUCCACAUUUUAAGUUGCAGCCACACUUCCUCGCCAUCUUGGAUUUCAAGGGACAAUGGGCUCACAGGCUGAGGCUCGGAGGAAUUUUGGGUGCGCCUGGUGUAUCUGUACAAAUGCUGUGCGCAAUUGGCUGCUGCGUUUCAUCCACCAAAUCUGGUCACUACAUUUUACAGUAUAUUCUGCGAAGCACUUGAGAUGUCUCAACGAUGUGAUAAGGUGCUAUAUCAAAUGCAAGGAUUAUUAUUAAAUACUGUGGCUUGGGGAGCAGGGGCUUGUGUAUGCUGGUGCUGAAUGCAGCAGAAAUGUAGGUCAUUGUUAGCCUCGGGAUUCACUUCUUUCCAACACAUCAGUGAUUUGCUUCCAGCCAAUACAAGGCUCAGCUCCUGUUGUCUCCAGAGUUAUAAAUAUUCUACACAAGCUGCCACUGCAGAUUCAUUUUAGUGUGUUUUUUUUUUCCAAAACAAGUUUCUCUGGCUUGAGUAUAUAGCCUCGUAGCCGAGGGAAUGCAGAGCAGUCACCGUGAAGCAGUCACGCUCUGCCUCUUUUCGGGGGUCGGGGCUCUGCUAUUCAACCCAGACCAACAGCAUUUAAUAGCUAGACAGCAUGAAUAAUCAUAAUAAUAAUCCUUGCAUGUGAUAUAUCCAGCUGAGUUAAUGACAACCCUUGCAUUUCAUUUGCUGCUGCCCGCAAUAUCAGAUUGUCUCAAAAUACACCACAAAAGCUGUUAAGUGUAGUAACUUUAAGGUCACGCAAAUGGCCUCGUUAGCUGGGGCAGCGGUAGCCAAGAUACUGGGGAACAACCCCAUUCCCUGUGCCAAUGAUGUCAUGGGAUCUUUAAAGUCGGUCUCAGCAGGCAGAUGGGGCCUGAAUUUAACGUCUCAUCCAGUCCGUUGCCUCGGCUAAACGCAGUGCACACCCCGUGUUUCCCUGAAAUAAAAGCCAGUGUGUUUCAAAGCA
Messenger RNA from Callorhinchus milii (elephant shark), 2727 nucleotides. It is a transcript of the gene aaas, whose product is annotated as achalasia, adrenocortical insufficiency, alacrimia. Bases 122 to 1672 code for a protein of 516 amino acids. The record is from RefSeq and is a predicted model, not a curated record. Gene Ontology annotation, biological process: nucleocytoplasmic transport. Gene Ontology annotation, molecular function: protein binding. The transcript is spliced from 17 exons. Lineage: Eukaryota; Metazoa; Chordata; Chondrichthyes; Chimaeriformes; Callorhinchidae. Gene Ontology annotation, cellular component: nuclear pore.